GGUGGUGUAAAGGUGAUCGGGCAUCAGGAUUCCCCAGUUUUCUCCCUUUCCCGUUCCUGAGUCACGGGUCCCUUCGCAGCGGGAAGUCAGGGUCUCCAACUGACCUUUUUAAUGGGCAAGGGUGUGGAUCUACAUAUGCUGGAGGAAACACCUGACGAUGUGGAAUCCCAAUGCUGGGCAGCCAGGGCCAAAUACGUAUCCCCCUAAUGUUGGGUACCCUGGAGGUUCCAAUCCUGCCCAUCCACCGCCUGUCAAUCCUGCCUAUCCACCGCCUAUCAAUCCUGCCUUUCCUCCAGGCUCCUUUCCCACUCCCCCAGGAGCGCCCCAGGGGAAUCCAGCUUUCCCCCCAGUUGGGCCCCCUCAUCCUAUGCCACAACCAGCUUAUCCAGGAUACCAACCAUCAGGUCCCUACCCCCCUCCAUACCCACCACCUGCUCCUGGCAUGCCUCCUGUGAAUCCCUUGGCUCCCGGCAUGGUAGGACCAGGAAUGGUGAUGGACAAGAAGAUGCGGAAGAAAAUGAAAAAAGCUCAUAAAAAGAUGCACAAACACCACAAGCAUGGCAAGCAUUCCUCCUCCUCCUCCUCUUCCAGCAGUGACUCUGACUGAAUACAGGGUCUGGACCCUUCCCUCAAGUUUCUCCAGUUCUGCUCUCCCAUCAAGCUUCAGAUGCCAUCUUGUACUGGGGGAAAUUAGCCUUUGCAUCCCUCUCCCCUUCUCCCCCAAUCUGAGCCUCACUCUGCUGUUCAGCCCUAACUGGUUAGGGGAAAUGGGAAAAGAAUUGCCAUGGGCUAGCAUAGGCCAUCUUCUCAGUGCUUGGAUAGAACUUUUAGCCGAUGAGUUUUGCAGAACUAUUUUUUGAAGAUGGUGAAACUUUUGAGCUAAAUGCUGAAGAUAAGUCUAAGAUCUAGAAAAUGUGAUUUUAUACUUUCUUUUGUAAUAUUUGUAGUUGGGGAGGUGUUGUGGAAGCUUAAUUAUGAGAGGGGAAAAAAACAAAGAACAAACUAUUUAAAAAUAUGUAUAUAUAUCUUUAUUGAUUUCAGGGUGAGGA
Messenger RNA from Miniopterus natalensis, 1049 nucleotides. RefSeq names its product proline rich 13 (gene PRR13). The record is from RefSeq and is a predicted model, not a curated record. Lineage: Eukaryota; Metazoa; Chordata; Mammalia; Chiroptera; Miniopteridae.